Molecule: messenger RNA, 1290 nt
Organism: Durusdinium trenchii
Lineage: Eukaryota; Dinophyceae; Suessiales; Symbiodiniaceae
Source: the annotation of a GenBank genome assembly
AUGCCUGCAAUUGGUUGCGCUGAUGACUCAGUAGACGUGGCCAGCCAGCGAAGCGGUCCACGCACUGCUGCGAAAUCGAAAGCAGGUCCAAGCCAGAGAGUAGAAGACAGUGCCAUGAGAAUUGUCAAGGAAGAGGACAAAGAAGCUGACGACAUUCCUCUAGAAGAUGCUACUUUUGAGAGGCUGAAGCAAAGACGUCACAUGAGGGGAGCCAACACGUCAGAUGUAGAUUUCGCGCACCUGUUCAACUCCUUGGCAAAAAUGAACGACUGCUUCCAGCAAGAACCUGCAGAGGAGAUCGAUACGUCAGACACCAUCUUGCACAAGGAGAAUCAAUUCUUGGCUGCGUGCGUGAAUGCUUGCUUAACUUUUGAAGGGCAGCAGCGCAAAGAAAAGAAUAGAGAAGAACAUGCAGAUGAAGAGCAAGAGGGUCAGGGGCAACAAGGUCCACAAGGACCAUGGAAUGCAGCCACUGCGAAAACCAUCAUGGCAGUGAAAAAGCAGUUGUCAUAUGAGCUGUGCCAAGAUAAGCUCCUACAUUUUACGUCGGAAUGGUGUGACACACCCAAGGAAGUGGAAGCUUCGUGUUGCUACGAAGACUGCGCGGUGAAAUACGAUGAUGAGCUCCUACCCGCUCGACAAAUUCAGCGUGAGCAGCUUGUGAACUGCUAUUUGAGAAUCCCUCAUUCCAUCAAGCAAACAGUGCCUGCCGACAUUGUGGAAAGGUUCUCGCAGAAAAAGCCUGAAGUCAAGACAGAAAAUUCUGAAGAUCACAUUCUCAUCCGCAAGGUGAACUACCAAUACCCUGGCCCUUGCACUAUCCGAACUCGCAAACAAGUGGUAGGAAACUUCCUCUUACAUUCCGAAAAUGGUGGCAGCCCACAUUGCGUUGCUGUGAAGCAGGACGAAGAAGACAAGCUGAUUGUUUUUGACACAGAUGGUGUCUUCCACUUAGCAGUAGCUGACUUCGAGACAGCGUUGUUAGGUGGUGUGGAUGCUGCCACGUGUGUUAUUUUCAAACUUCAGGACGGCAAAAAGGAUACAGAUGUGGGUAUGUCCGAUUUUGAUAACCUCCUGGACUUAGCAGCAGGGAGUUCUGAAUCAAAUGAAGAAUGCACUACAGACGAUGCUCAGGACACAGCAUUAUUGCCAGAGGUGUCCGAAAAGAAGGGAAGCUUUGAUUGGCUAGAUGACACUGGACGUGUGAUCACCGACCAGGCGGCCGUGCCAGCCACCUUGGCUGGGUACGGAGGAGCGCCAUCACUGGCUGUUCCGGAGGCCGGGCGCUAA